Messenger RNA from Patiria miniata (bat star), 1038 nucleotides. RefSeq names its product plant intracellular Ras-group-related LRR protein 5-like. Lineage: Eukaryota; Metazoa; Echinodermata; Asteroidea; Valvatida; Asterinidae. Gene Ontology annotation, molecular function: protein binding. Bases 153 to 947 code for a protein of 264 amino acids. The transcript is spliced from 3 exons. The record is from RefSeq and is a predicted model, not a curated record.
UCCGAGAAUCCAAGAAACCACAGAAAAAAAUAUUUGCGGCGGGGAGCGACUGGAGAGGGCGCCCUGUAGUUCUAAUGGCCGGCUGAAGUCGAGUCGCAGACAGGAAGGAUGUCAACAUUGAGAAUGAGGCAGAGAAUAGACAACUCCACAUAAUGACUUCAAGACUUCAAAGCCGUCCGAACAAUACCUCAUCAGAUGAGGCCUUUAUUCACCUGAGACUGAAGGAAGCCAGGGUGUCCCAGUACCUCUGCCUCAACAAUGUCAGACUUGCCCGGAUUCCGAAUGAGCUGAUCUCUAAGGUCACUUCCCUCCGGUAUCUGUACUUGAGCAACUGCAAACUCAGAGGACCUUUGCCUUCGUGUUUGACACGGCUAAUGCUCCUGGAGACGUUGGAUAUCUCUCAGAAUGCCAUCAGUGACAUCCCUGGCUAUGUCUGCGAAGGGCUGCCCCAUCUGGUCACGCUGGACCUCAGCUUCAACAAGCUAGUGACUCUCCCGAAGAGCAUCGGCGGUAUGCAGUGCCUGCAAGAGCUGAGUGCGGCGCAUAACAGAAUCGUCGUGCUGCCAUCACAGAUUGGCGACCUUUCAAAACUGAGAGUGGUAGAUCUCACAGGCAAUCUCCUACGGAGCAUUCCGGGAGAGGUGUUUGCUGGAGGACUGUGUCACAGCCUUCUCAUCUUGAAACUAGGAGGCAACCUUCUCAAGACCCUCCCACCAGAGGCUGGCCUGCUGUGCAGACUGGAGGAACUUGAUCUGAGCGAAAACUGCUGCUGUUACUUGCCAUCGACGAUGCGGUCGCUACGGCGACUAAAAGCCUUUCAUCACUCAGGCAAUGACUGGAUGAUGUUUCCACCUCACAUCCCCGGUGUCCCGGCCAAGGACCAGUCUAGCUUUGGCUGCAAGGCGUUGGAGAAACUCUACAGCUACAUGUAUGUGCACCCUCCAUGAUGGACUGGUUGAUUGGCCAGAGUUCUAUUGGUAAAAUAUCAUCUACGUGUAUUAGCUUUGAAGUAUCAAUUAACAUACAGUGGCAUUGUCA